Mastomys coucha (southern multimammate mouse) is the source of this 1534-nucleotide messenger RNA. RefSeq names its product haloacid dehalogenase like hydrolase domain containing 2 (gene Hdhd2). NCBI's taxonomy places the organism in Eukaryota, Metazoa, Chordata, Mammalia, Rodentia, Muridae. The record is from RefSeq and is a predicted model, not a curated record. Gene Ontology annotation, biological process: dephosphorylation. The transcript is spliced from 7 exons. Gene Ontology annotation, molecular function: phosphatase activity. Bases 86 to 865 code for a protein of 259 amino acids.
GUCGGGACUGCAUCCGGGUCGGGAGGCGUGCUCGGCGGCGCGCGGGACUUUCCAGAGGACGGCGGGGCUGCGAGGGGAAUGAAGGAUGGCAGCGCGCCGUGUGUUAAAAGCUGUUUUGGUAGAUCUCAGUGGCACACUUCACAUUGAAGAUGCAGCUGUGCCAGGCGCACAGGAAGCUCUUAAAAGGUUGCGUGCCGCUUCUGUGAUGGUUCGGUUUGUGACCAAUACAACCAAAGAGAGCAAGAAAGACCUACUGGAAAGAUUGAAAAAACUGGAGUUUGAUAUCUCUGAAGAUGAAAUAUUUACUUCCCUGACAGCAGCCCGAAACUUAAUAGAGCAGAAGCAAGUCAGACCCAUGCUACUGGUUGAUGACCGUGCACUGCCUGAUUUCACAGGAGUUCAAACUCAUGACCCCAACGCUGUGGUCAUAGGACUGGCACCCGAGCACUUUCAUUACCAGCUUCUGAAUCAGGCAUUCCGGCUACUCCUGGAUGGAGCCCCUCUGAUAGCUAUCCACAAGGCCAGGUACUACAAGAGGAAAGAUGGCUUAGCCCUGGGACCAGGCCCAUUUGUGACUGCCUUAGAGUAUGCUACAGACACGGAAGCCAUAGUAGUGGGGAAACCAGAGAAGACAUUCUUUCUGGAAGCGUUGCGGGAUACUGACUGUGCACCAGAGGAGGCCAUCAUGAUAGGAGAUGACUGCAGGGAUGAUGUUGGUGGAGCUCAGAACAUUGGCAUGCUGGGCAUCUUAGUUAAAACUGGGAAAUACAAAGCAGCAGAUGAAGAAAAGAUUAAUCCACCUCCUUACUUAACUUGUGAGAGCUUCCCUCAAGCUGUGGACCACAUCCUGCAGCAUCUCCUGUGAACCAGCAUGUGUUCGUCUGGACUGGAUGGAUGCCUUUCCAACAAGGCGGCAUCAGUAGGCUGUGCCAUCCAGUGCUGAUCCUGUUUAACCCUUUCAUUGUGCAUUAAUUAGAGAGAGGUGUAUUGAAUUGCAGCCAGCCCUAAACCUUGCUAAUCUCUUUUGUUUUAUAAAAGAAGAUGAGACCUGAAGAAAGGGAGAGCUGAGAUUUUGUGCCACUCCUGUUAAAAUAUUCAUCAGGUUCACUGGGCUGGAGCAGGUUCCUGCAGGCGCAGAGGAGCAGCAGUUCUCCAUUUCUCUGUGGUGGAAAUGGGAGGAUCCUCUGUGAGCUGAAAGGUGCAUUAGGGCUGUCAUCAGGAUGCCAGAGUUCAGCUGUGAAGCCCUGCAGACAAGCCACAGAGAAGCCAGAUAGCACAGCAUGGUGAGUCCUUCAGCUGAGAUCCAGUGAAGUUGCUUUAACAGAUGUGGAAAGCCAGAUCUUCCACUGUAUUCCCAGCACAGAUGACUUUUUUUCUCUUCAUUAGCCAGAGAUGACUAAUUUAAAUUUAGAACCCGAAUUUAAUUUAAAAUAAUAUUUCCAUUAAUAACCUAUUCAUUGCAGAUACCUAUUAUACUGUGUAACAGUUGUUUUGGAAAUUUUAUGUAAAAUUAAAACUAUCAGUAUUUUACAGA